Molecule: messenger RNA, 1752 nt
Organism: Drosophila simulans
Lineage: Eukaryota; Metazoa; Arthropoda; Insecta; Diptera; Drosophilidae
Gene: Pabp2
Product: polyadenylate-binding protein 2
Exons: 6
Coding region: 425-1114 (229 amino acids)
Molecular function (GO): RNA binding
Source: RefSeq, a predicted model, not a curated record
AAACAACAUAUCGAGGCGAAGACUGUACAGAACUGUCAUCGGUAAAAACGAGGCGAACACAAAACUGUUUCAUUUUGUGUCAAAAACUACGUACGUUUUCGUAUAACUGUAAAUAUUAGUAAAUAAUAAAUUAAUAAGCUUAUAAAUAAAUAUAUAAGUGGACGUAGUGUGGCGCGCAACAAAGUUAAAAAGGCUGUAAAAACGUAGACUUUUGAACAAAAAACAGCAACCCAGCGUACGUGUGUUUUCACAGGCAGCCAUUUUGGGCGAACUCAACGUCAGCAGAACGAGCUCCUAAAUUGUACAUAUAUUAAACCUACAUACAUAGUUACGACAACUGCCGUUUUGUGUACCACGCCGGAAGCUUUUGCGCCAACAAAACCAAGCUUUUGUAGCAGACGUAAACAAACCCGAAUCCAAAGCAAUGGCCGAUGAAGAUAUCACAUUGAACGAGGAUCAGCUCCUGGAGUCGCUGGAGGAGACGAACGGGGAGCAAGAGGCUGAGAUCGCCACAGAAAUCGCCACACUGACCGAGGAGGAGGCCAGCAUGCAAAUCGACCCGGAACUGGAGGCGAUAAAGGCUCGCGUCAAGGAGAUGGAGGAGGAGGCCGAGAAGAUAAAGCAGAUGCAGUCGGAGGUGGACAAACAAAUGGCCGGUGGGUCCACCACCGGCUUGGCCACAGUCCCGCUUUCUCUUGAGGAGAAGCAGGAAAUCGACACGCGGUCCGUCUACGUGGGCAAUGUGGACUACGGCGCAUCGGCCGAGGAACUGGAGGCCCACUUCCACGGAUGCGGCACCAUCAACCGAGUAACCAUACUCUGCAACAAGGCUGACGGGCACCCCAAGGGAUUCGCGUACAUCGAGUUCGGAUCCAAGGAGUUCGUCGAGACGGCACUGGCCAUGAACGAAACCCUCUUCCGAGGGCGUCAAAUUAAGGUAAUGUCGAAGCGCACAAACCGCCCUGGACUCUCCACCACAAACCGCUUCGCACGCGGCAGCUUCCGUGGUCGAGGAGCCCGUGUCUCCCGGGCGUGCUGUCACUCCACCUUCCGAGGCGCCAGACGAGCAAUAAGGGGUUACCGUGGUCGCGCCAAUUACUACGCUCCUUACUGAUUAUUGUUUUAUUAAAAUCCCUAGUAAGAUUUUUUUACAAUAUAAUUUCAAAAAACAUUAUUUUAUUGCCAAACUUCUUUGCUAAAUAAAAAAGAGAAAACAAUCGCAACAGAAAACGCCAGAAAAAAUAUCGUUUCAAUAAAAAAUGCAUCCGCAGCAAGAAAACAGGCGAAAAAGAAGAGACCUCGAAAAUAAUAAAAAAUCAACAUGGAAAACGAAUAUCUUGACUUGGCUAUAAUGUUUUUUGAAGCACCCAACACCAAACACCCCCUUUUCACACAUUUUAAUUUUCAAUAAAACAUCAAAAAAAAAAAGAUUAUGAAAAACCAGAAGUUGAUUUAAAAAAACAAAAAACUAUAUACAUCAAUAAGUAUAUAUAAAAGAAGCGCAAAAGAAACACAAACCCCAAUAAAAGAAGUUAAAAGAUGGCAAAAGCAAGUAAAGAAGGAAGAAAAUAAUAAAAAAAUCAAAAGAACACAAGACUCUUGGGAAAGAAGUAAAUCAACAAAAUAUAUUAAAAAAAAGUGUGCGUAAUUUAUAUAUUCAAAAAAAUAUAUAGAGUAAAGAGAAGAUAAGAAAAGAAGUUGAAUUUACUAAACCGAAAAAGAUGAAGACAAAUAUAAUCGAAUUAAACAAGC